AUGGCUGCGCCGCUACGGGAGGAAACGGGCAUUUGUGCCGAGCCGGAAAGCCCCAGCGCUAGUGAGAAAGGCUCCGACGACGGCAGGUCCUCAUCCGUGUCCCCUCCAAUAUCACCGUUCCAGUUGCCGAAGGGCAAAAAAGGGCUCAAAGCUCAGCGCUUCCCCGGCGGCCGAGGAGAAAUGGCGACUUCCGCCAUUGGAGUCGGCUUAGUUAAAACUGAGGACAUGGACAUGUUCAAUGAUAUGGGCGCACCACGGCAAAAGAGGCAGAAAAUAACUUACGGGGCUUCGAGGAGGACCGCAGAGACUGUUGGUGGUGGUGAGAGUGGUAAGGCGAAGAAGACGGUGGGGUAUGGAGAUCGCACCACGACUUCGUCCUCCGAGCGGCUUCCUGGGGAGGGUGCUGGUGGUGAGAACGAGGAGCGAAGGGCUGGAAAAAGGUUAAAGACGCUUGAGCCAAUCGCAAUGUCUCCGACGUCGCCACGGCUGCAAUCGAAGGCAACGUACGUGGAAACUACCGAGACAAGAUCUCCAAGGGGAAAUCCCAAAGUCAAGUUUCGAGGUGGAAUUGAGCCUGCGGUAGCAAAGGGAAAGGAGAACAGUGUGAUACUCAAGACGUUACUCCCUAUCCACCCUCCUCCACAGCCUAGGACCCUGCCGAAGGUCAUGAAGUUGGCUCCAUUACAAGCCCCACACUCGCCGAAAGUCUGCACACGAGGGAGUUCGUUAUCAACAGAGUCUCAGUAUUGCGAAGUAAUUGAUCUGACAACCUCUUCCAAAGCCAUUACAUUGAGCAACAGUAAAUCAGAUACGCUCAGUCAGGAUGGGCCAGAUACGCCUACAAAAAGAAGAACCCUCAAAGCUCUUCCAUCCAUCGACAGCGGCAUCUCCGCGACUCUGGAUUCUAAGGCCACUGUCCCUCAAAGAUCGUCAAGACGCAACAAAAGUCAAGCCGAGCGCGCAGAAAAUGUUAAAGAGGGGGAUGGUGUCCGCAACGGAAACAUCAAAGUCAGCAGCCCACUCGGCUUUGAUGACCUCGAUGAUGAUGAUGAUGAUGACGACGACGAUAACGAUGGGUGCAAUCCAAAAGGAAAUUAUGAGACCCCGGCGAAGUGCCCCAUCUGCCAGGCGCCGGUGGACAGGAUCUUACUCGAAGAAUGGCAGGGCAGCGGAUCGUACAUGCGCAUCCGUAAGCAGAUGGCCUUCUGCGAGGCACACCGGCGCGCCACCGCAUGCGAGGAGUACGCUGCGCGAGAAUACCCGGAGAUCGACUUCGAUGCGCUGGUGGGUGUACCAUUAUCUUCGCCUAAUGAAAACAGUAACGGCAACGGGAGUGGCAGUGGCGGACGCAUUGAGCGCUUCCGGGACGAGUUAGUUGCGAUCGUGCGCAAGGAGCGGCCGUCGGCGUUCAGGGACGUGGCAGAUGCCGCAGCGGCGAAGGGAGAGGGCAGGAACCUGAAGACGACAUCGGAAAAUGACAAGGCGUUGGCCGGCAUGAGCGUGGGCUACUACGGCCCGCGGGGCAGGCGCCUGAUGGAAGAGUGGGUCACCAACGAGCUAGCGGGCGAGAUCAGGCUGCAGGCGGGUCGGGACCGCCUCAUCGGAUUCAAGACGGUCAGCGGGUUCAUCCAGGAAGUACUCGUACCUGAGUUGGCGAUGCGGUUGGUGGCAGAAGAUUUGGAUGUUGGAGAGGCAAGGGCAAGAGAGGUGUUGAGGGAAAGUGGAGAGAUUGGAGAGUUGGUUAAUGGGGUGGACGAGGGAGAAUAUGAGGGGGAGAAAGGGGCUGAUGAGGCAAGUGGGUGCAUGAAGGAUGAGGAUGGCGGAGAUUACUGA
This is a messenger RNA of Lasiodiplodia theobromae, 1833 nucleotides long. RefSeq lists its product as uncharacterized. Bases 1 to 1833 code for a protein of 610 amino acids. The transcript is spliced from 3 exons. NCBI's taxonomy places the organism in Eukaryota, Fungi, Ascomycota, Dothideomycetes, Botryosphaeriales, Botryosphaeriaceae. The record is from RefSeq and is a predicted model, not a curated record.